Entamoeba histolytica HM-1:IMSS is the source of this 570-nucleotide messenger RNA. Its product is annotated as AIG1 family protein, putative. The record is from RefSeq and is a predicted model, not a curated record. The transcript has a single exon. Bases 1 to 570 code for a protein of 189 amino acids. Gene Ontology annotation, molecular function: GTP binding. NCBI's taxonomy places the organism in Eukaryota, Evosea, Mastigamoebida, Endamoebidae.
AUGAGCAUAAGUGGGAGAAAAGAAACUAAAUUAAUAGUAAUUGGAGAAACAGGAAGUGGUAAAAGUUCGCUUGGUAACUUUAUCUUGAAGAAGAAAGUCAAUAAGUUUAAAGUUGGUGGUGGUUCAGCAUCAGUAACACAAGAAACAAGUGGGGUUUAUGGAGAAGGUGAUAGAAAGAAUGUAUUUGUUAUUGAUACACCUGGUUUUAAUGAUCCUAACGGUAAAGAAAAAGAGAAUGAUAAUGUUAAACAAAUGGUAAAAUAUAUUCAAUCACAAAGUGGAAUAAAAUCCAUUGUUAUCUGUUUAGAUAUUAAUAAUCCUCGACUAUUAAAUAGUACCAAAACAAUGAUUCAUAUUAUACAUGAUAUUUUUCCACUUUAUGAAUUUUGGGAACAUGUUUGUGUUGUAUGGACUAAAUGUUAUUACUACACACCACAAAGCGUGGUUGAUAGAAUGAUUGAAUCUAAAAAGAAAAGCUUUAAAAACGAUUUGUUAAAAUUAGCCGAAGAAACAACUGGAGAUUCAAAUUUUGUUUUACCAAUGUAUUUUGUAGAUUCGUGUCACAGAUGA